Messenger RNA from Mercenaria mercenaria, 9114 nucleotides. Its product is annotated as contactin-4-like. Lineage: Eukaryota; Metazoa; Mollusca; Bivalvia; Venerida; Veneridae. Gene Ontology annotation, biological process: cell-cell adhesion. The record is from RefSeq and is a predicted model, not a curated record. Gene Ontology annotation, molecular function: protein binding. The coding region runs from base 16 to 4080 and encodes 1354 amino acids. The transcript is spliced from 25 exons.
GCGGCCAUUGGAAAUAUGUCAAUUUUAUAUAGAAUAAAGAAGAACAGCUAUUUAGUGUGUUGUAACCACCACCUUCAUGCGUCAAAAUUAGUGGUGUGUCACCUGCAAAAGAAGGGGCGUAACUCUUACUUAUACUGGAAAACCGCCAUUUUGUACAGAUAUGUAAAAAUGAAAACACUGCUAUUACUUCUAAUUUCGGUUGGUGGUAUCUCGGCACAGAACUUCAAUUUGUUUGUGUGCCCGGAAGACUGGAUACCAAAUGGAGACAGAUGUUACCAGUUCUCAUUUAUUCCACACAAGUAUGAUGAUGCAGCCCAUAUUUGUCAGAAAAAUGGUGCCAUUCUACUGAGCGUAGACAGUGAUGUUGAAAAUACAUUCAUUUUGACACAGCUGAGGAGAAUAGAUGUGAUGAGAAAUGAAUGGUAUACGAGUGGAGAACGUGACUCCUCAAAAUCAUUUGCAAGGUUUGUGUGGACAGCUACAAGCCAGGAGAUAUCACUGUCCUCAAACAUUUGGAUUAAUGAAUAUGAACCAUUCAACAAUGAUAUAACUCGAGACUUACUUGUGUACAAGUAUGAUAUGAAUAGAGGACUUUACGGAGUAGCAGCAGUGUCAAACAGAUGGCAGCGGAGAAAUUUCAUUUGUGAGAUUAGCAGAAAUGAAGUGUACAGAAUCAACAUUAACAAAAGAGGCUAUGAUUAUGGGGUGCCAUUCAAAAAUAUGAACGACGUGCACAGGGGUCCGAAGUUCACUGUAGAAGCAUCGAGUACUGUUGUGAUCAUUGACGAAGACCAGGGUAUGGCUAAGGGAAUGGUGUACUUGGAAUGUAUUGGUGGAGGGAUACCUCAGCCUGAUUAUAGCUGGAUCAGAAAUAACUCUGGUGUCAUACAACCUGUAGACACAAGUGAUGACUCACGUUACACUAUUACAAAUGGAAAAUUGACCAUUGAAGACCCUAAGGAAAGUAAAGAUGCUGGGAUAUAUCAAUGCAAGGUGGAAAACUCUGUAGGGGCAAUCGUUAGUGCUCCCGCUCAACUCUCGUUUGCAAGUCUUGGAGAAUUCCCAAAUAUUCCAGUUGCCUCUGUCAAUCCUUGGGAGUACCAGGGUGCUGUCAUUGAAUGUCCAGAUAUAGCUUCAGGUUUUAAACAAGCUGUUGUAUACCAGUGGAAGAAAUCAGAGGAGGAUCGCUAUUCUGGAGAUAUUGACAAAUUACGUAAAAUGGACGUCAGACCAGAUUUAAAUAACCGUCUUUUUGUCUCCGGCAAUGGAAAACUGUAUUUCUCAGAAGUCACAGAUGCGGAUAACUAUUUCUACUACUGUAUUGCAACAUUGACAACACUGAAUCUGAACCAGAACUUCAUCAGUACGACCCUGAGUCCAAGUCGAACCAGUAAACCUGUUCGUCUUGAAGUCCGUGCUAAUUCUGGUGGAACAUAUGCGCCAAGAAUUCAAGAUAGUUUCAUAAAUGUGGUUCCCGGUUCACCAGUUGUCGGCAUGAACAUAAGUCUCGAGUGUUUUGCCUAUGGAACAAUUCCACUAACAUAUACAUGGAAAGUGCCGAGUGGAGUACGAGGUCGUUAUGAACUGACAGAUAGUAAUCGGGUUCUGAAGAUACAAAAUGUACAACAGGAUGACUCAGGAGAGUAUUCAUGCCGCGUGACUAAUUCUAUCGGCAAUGGACAGCAGUCAGACAAUAAGACCUAUACUCUUUAUGUUGAAUCCAAGCCGGACUUUAUUGUACCAUUGACUGACCAGCAUCUUGACAAGGGAACUCGACAGUUAACAUGGCGGUGUGAAGCUCGUGGUGUACCAUUCCCAGUUUAUACUUGGUUAAGGAAUGGUGAGAUUAUACAAAAUAGCUCCGAUGGUGACCGUCUUGUUUUGGCCAACACGCUUUUCCUGAGGAAUCUGCAGCAUGACAGAGAUAGCGGAAUGUAUCAGUGUAUAGCGGAAAAUUCACAUGGCGUGUCUUCAACUUCUGCACAACUAAGAAUUUUAGAGGUGGCGCCGUCAUUUUCGAAGUUUCCGCUUCCUUCAAGUAUGGGUGGUGCAGUUGGUGGUAACAUCACAAUCCCUUGUCGCCCAGAAGCAGCCCCAUUCCCAGAAAUAACCUGGUUCCGUAACAGUGCCAACUUGAAUCCUGUGACCGAUUCUGGAUCUCGUUUGCAGAUGACCAUCGAAGGAGAUUUAAGGAUUCAAGACUUGAGUAUGUCAGAUCAGGGAACAUAUGAAUGUCGUGCUAAGAACGAGCUUGGUGAGGACAGGAGUAGAACAAUCCUCAGUAUAAUGCCACGCACCCAGAUAUACCAGCCACCAAGACCACAGUCUGUAGAAGUGAAUAAAACUGCCUUCAUGUACUGUCAGGCUUCCUUCAACCAGAACAAACUUGACCUCGUAUAUCUAUGGGCGUUCAAUAACAGGAUGAUAGAUAUUGAAAACAAUGAACACUACAGAAGGGGCAAUUCCCCAGACCAGCAAGGAGGUUUAUAUCUGAUAUUUGCCCAGUAUGAUCAUACUGGUACAUACACAUGUAUUGCACAAACACAAGUUGACAUGGCUAAUGCUUCAGCCUCACUGGUUGUUACAGGUCCCCCAGGGGAGCCUGCUGGUGUGCAGGCAUACAGUGCUUCUGAUAAGAUCUCACAAGAAGUGUCGGAUGAAGGUGGGGUAAGGGAAACUGAUGUCGUCCUCAGAUGGACAGAUCCAGUAGAUACUCAUGGGGCUCCUAUACAGACUUACAUGAUCUAUGGACAGACAAAUUACACCACUGAAUGGAAACCUCUAUACACAUAUAUACCUCAGUUUGACACAGUGAUACUGGGAGGAGUAGAUUCACAGAGACGUCAAUAUCUGGUGCGCAAUCUUAGCCCUGGAGUUGGCUAUUCCUUCAAGAUAAAAGCAGUUAACAUGUAUGGUGUUGGACUAGAAAGCGAACCUACUAGGCGUACAACGAUACCAGGCUCUAAACCAACAAAAGCACCGAAAAAUGUUGGCGGUGGAGGAGGUAGUGUAGGAACCCUAAGAAUGACCUGGGAUGCAUUGCCGCCAGAGGAUCAUAAUGGAUGGGGUAUAGGAUACGAGGUUGAGUAUAGAUUGAGGCCCCCACCAGGCGAGGAACAAACAAGCAAUAUCAAAUGGAACAAGAUUGAAGUGAUUGGUAAUGCAAGUGAAACAUCAGCAGUUAUUGGGGUAGAGAACUACUACCUACUGUACCAGGUCAGGGUCACACCAGUAAAUAUAUUUGGAUCCGGACCUACAGCACAGAAUGACAGUGUGUACUCAGCUGAAGAGAUGCCAAUAGGAAUUCCAAGCAAUAUUUAUGCUGAACCAUUCAACGAGUCAGCCAUUAUUGUACACUGGGACCCUGUACCACUAGAUAGGACUUUUAUGAAAGGUGAACUGAAAGGAUUCAAGAUCGAUUACUGGCUGAUGCCACCAAACAGUACACGAAACACGCAAACUGUACAAAACUUAGAAAAUCGUAUUGAUAACAAACAAGCGAUCUUUUAUGGGAAUAUCAACCAGGGAAUGAUUAUAGGGCUCAGAAAUAACACCUGGUACACAGUCACUGUUACAGUAUUUAACAAUGCUGGCAAUGGACUUAAAAGUGAAGUGGCUCACCAGAAAACGGACAAAUCAGCCCCUCGGAACUAUCCAGUUCACAUCAGAGUGUUUCCGUAUGAGGAGAAUUCUGUGGUUGUAAGGUUCCGAGGUGUAUCUACAACUGUAGAUGAAGAACCACUUUUAGGUUAUAAGAUUCGAUACUGGAGGGAUACAGAGGACAUCAGGAAUGCAACAGACAUUUCAAUUGGGAAGAACACAGAGGGUACAAUCUAUCAGAUACAGGCUGGGUACCUGUACCAUCUGAGAGUGUUGGGAUACAGUGUUGGUGGAGAUGGAAAAAUGAGCUCACCAGAAACACUUUUUACAUAUACCAGGGGCCGGGUAACACAGGUGAGCGUGGAUCCAACAACAACAAAUGUGACAUUUGUGUCACAUGACAUGAUGGAUUCUGCACAUUCCGCAACGUCAUGUGUUAUUGUCAUGAUUACAGCAUUGCUCAUGCUCAUCCUUAUCUAGAGUAUGUUCUCCAUAAUUUAAUAUGCUCAGGUCUAACGUGUAACAUCUCUUCACUGAUGAAUGAACAUCUAUUAAAUAGACUUAACAAUAAUUUGAUGAAUAUAACAACAGGGAACUAGAUUCUAAGCCAAUAUGCAUGAAAACUAUCAGCUUGAAGUUUUGAAUUUGGCUUCAAAGUUCUGCAUUUUUAUAGCUGAACUUUUGUAAAUGAAAUUUUAUAAAGAUGUGAAUCAUAUUUACAAAAAGCUCUACAAAAGCUUGAAGCAUACUUACCAGCAAGUUAAAAUUUUAUUUUUGUAAGAAAGAAGAAAAUUAAAAGGAAAACGCAAGUUGUUUUUAUGAUGUUGUCUAAAACAUAAACUAUAUAAAUAUAUUAUAGCAAACAGACAUAAUAUUCCCAGUAUUCAUAUAUCCUGAAAUUGUUAAUGCUGCUUUUGUGUAAUAUGUAGACAUUUCUAUUUUUGUGUACAAAGGUAAAAUCCAAAAUGCAUGAAAUGUACAUAGCAACUUUUCAUACAUGAUGACUGCACUGCAGUAGCAAUCUAACAGGUCUGCGUACUUACUUUACAUAUGCGAUAUUAUCUAAAAUUAUGUUGAAGUACUCAGUUUAUAUAAUACUUGUUACUUUUGCAAAAACAUUUACAUAGAAAUUUAGAAUUUUGUUAAAUAAGUGUUAAAGAAGUGUUAAAUUCUUCACUAGUCUGGUAAUAUUUGUGGGGAUGUAAGAAUUAAUUAGUGAAUUUUCUUGCCUGUUUACAUUUUGUGAAAUAAUUUUUAGGACACAAAAUCUCAUUCUGUUGCCAUAGGAGUCUCUACUCAACAUUGUGUAAAUCCAAGAUUUACUGGAAGUCUUUUUUUUAUCAUUUAUAUAUGUUUACAAUUUCUUUUUCUUUUUUUAUUGUUAGUUACCACUUUUUUGUAUACUAAGUUUAAACUGGAGAUUCAGUGUAAUAUUUUUGAUUUAUAGUUGAUACUAGUCUUGAUUUGUACUUAUGAUUUAAAUGUUUCGUGAACUGUUAUAAAUACACAUGUGUGUCCUUGUUUUAAAUUUGCUGUUCUUUGUUUACUAAAAGAAUCUCGGCGCUGCACUAAACUGAACAAGUGUUCAAACAGACUGUGUAAUCCUUCAUUCUGAACAUGAUUUAUAUUCAACAUCAGCAUAUGUAUUUAUUAUGUUGUUUUUUUUUUUUUACAGUUAAUAAUUGAAAUAUUACUAUUGUAAUUUCACAGAUUUUAUAUUUUUCACUAAAUAUGAAAUAUACUUUUCAUUUGCACUGAACUUCAAAACAAAAAAUUGCAGUUAAGUAAGCUCUUCUUUUUCUGAAAAAAUCCUUAUCAAAGAAUUUGCUGUCAAGUUAGCUCUUCUUUUUCUGAAGAAAUCCUAAUCAAAGAAUUUGCUGUUAAAUUAGCUCUUCUCUUUCUGAAGAAAUCCUUGUCAAAGUAUUUGCUGUUAAGUUAGGUAUUCCCUUUAUGAAGAAAUCCUUAUCUACGAAUUUGCAGUUAAGUUAGCUCUGCUUUUUACAAAGAAAUCCUUAUAAAAGAAUUUGCAAAUCUGGAGUCCAGUCCGUUUAAAGAAAUCAAACAUAUUAUUUUGUGUAUAAAGAAAUCAUAAUUAUAUUUCUAAGUAUUCACAGAGUAAAUGUACAUAUUGUGAUAAGUGUAGAGACAUUUUUACAUAUUUUUGAAUUACAUACCAUCAGUUUCAUUGCUUAUUUUUGUAUCUGUCUCUGCCACAAAAGCAAGAUCAGGGUAUCUUUUGUUCAUAACAAAAAACACAAAAACUUGUUUUUAAGUCCAUAGCAGAUGUAUUUUACAAGAAUAAGAAAUCUCUUUUUACUUUGUAUUUGCAGUGGUUCAUCGUACUAGAUGUACUUUUUAGUUUUUUUGUCCUCUCAAGUCCUGUAAUGUGUGAUUAAGUAAAUAUUUUUUGUACUUCCGUCUCAUUUAUGUGCUAAAGUAAAGUGUUCUAGUUUACAUUUUUUCAGGUGCCAUAAUUUGUAGUAUAGAAGUGUUUUUUUUUUAAAUUUGUAAAAAACACUAAGUCUUAUUAAUGUCACUUUGCAAAAAGUGAACAGUUUUACAAAUGUGUAUUUAUUGAUAGAUCAUUUAAAAUCACAUGUUUUCCAUCAUUCUUUAGAUUGUUAUUACUAGUGGUUAAUGUGUCAGUGUUUGAACCGAGAGGUCAUGGGUUCAAGCCCGAUGGCUCAUGACCACAUCUUGUGUGACACAAGUACUGGUUUCUCUCAAGUGAGUUAAAAAAAACUUCGAAGUUUUCAUCACAGUCUAGUUCAAAUACACCAGUAUGAACUAAUUAGUAAGAUCAAAGGUCUAAGGUAGAUAAUGGUUUCUAUCCAAUAACUGAACGGGGUUCUAGUUUAUUGUCUUCAGAUUAAUUCUGUUUCUUUAUAGCUUAUGAAUGGAGAUAAACCUUGGUCUUUCUUGGGUCAUUAGGUCAAAAAUCAAGGUCUGAAAGGAGUUUCCAUGCAGUAACACGACAUAUUUAUCUGUGCGUGGUCACCAAACUUUAUAAAGACAGGUACAUACACAGUACAGGUAUAUACAGCCGGCCCGCUUAGCUCGAUAGGGAGAGUGCAGAUCUACGGAUCGCGGGGUCGUGAGUUCGAGUGCUGUGACGAUUUGAUAAAAGAUAUCAUGCCUGAUAUCAUUCGUCCUCCACCUCUGAUUCAUGUUGGGAAGUUGGCAGUUACUUACAGAGAACAGGUUUGCACUGGUACAGAAUCCAGGAACACUGGUUAGGGUAACUACCUGCCAUUACAUAACUGAAAUACUCCUGAAAAAUGGCAUUAAACCCAGAGCGAACAAACAGAUACAUACACUCAAUAUAGUACCUCUAUUUCUUUUAUCAUCAGUUAGUAUUUAUUUUAGCUCGCUGGAGAUGAAAUCUACCUGAAAUAACUUUCCAGUCUGCUUUCUGGAAACUCUGGAACUGGUGACAUGUGAGGUGUGGUUGUGACCCCAUCGGGUUGCUUAGUAGUUUAUAUAUGACAUCAAGUUAUCUUUUCACCUAUCACAGGGAAAAAUUUGAAAAUAAAUCGUAAAGAAUUAAAGAUGGUAAUUUAGCAACACAAUAGAUGUGUUACUAUACUGUUUUACGAGGGGGAUGUACAAAUUAAAUGCGUAUCUUAAUUUAAUUUAAAGUUCAUUUUCCUUUUUCUGCAUUUGAAAUGCUUUUUUCUGCUUUGUAUAUAUCAUAUCAUAGUUAUGUGCUUACAUAGAAUGUAAUUCUUGUAUCAUUGUAAAUAUACGUUCACUUUUACAUUAUUCUUAUUAUGCAGUAGCAAUAAUAUUAUAAAUGUAAUUUAUUUGUAUGUCACUUUUUCAAGUUUUUAUAUCACAUUAUGUUACUGUAAAAUCAUUUAAUUUCGUGGGCAUGAAAUUUUGUGGUUUUUGUCAGAAUGGCAAUUUUGUGGGGAUAUGAAUUUGUGGAUUUCAACUUCUGAACAUAAAAUGAAUGGGAAUUUCACUUGUUCGUUGGGAUUAAAUUUCGUGGAUUGUCUGAAGCACGAAAAUUAAUCCCCCAUGAAUAUUAAUGAUUUUACAGUAUGUAAUUUAAAAAACUCACUGUCUGUAAGGAAAUCGCUCUAAUCCAUUUAAUCCGUCAGCAUAAGAUAAAUGAUUUUUGUGUUGUGUAAAAGAUUAAAUUUCAUGUAAGGAACAGCUGAAUAACUAGACAGCCAUCAUUGUAGUCAAAACUUAGUUUGCACUGGUCUCAAAUACUGGGCCCAUUUUAAUGUUUGAAAUUUAGACGUGCAAUUUUCGUUCUGCUAGGUCAUUGUUACAUGUGCUUGGUCGUUGUUACAUAUGCUCAUAUUGUAACGAAACUUUGAUAAAAGUGCCUUCUACGACAACAACAAACAGAAAAGUUUCAGCAAAACAAAAAAAGUGACAACAAAGUUAUGGCAGAUUGAAUAUUUGGUGUUUUUAGAUUUAAAUUUCAGACUUUUGAUGUUAGUGAAUUUUAACCCAGAGUAUAGGAAGUGUUUUGUUAAGGCAAAUGUUUAAGCUUCUCGUUCACAAUUUUGCAAUUCAACACAGUUAAAAAUAAAGUGUCUAUCUAACCUUGAGAAAUAACAAAGUAGUGAAAACUUGUAUUCAGUAGUUCGAAAUAGUCCUGUAGUAUUUUGUUUAUCUUUUUAAAGUUUCGCUGAUAUUUCAGCUCUUCGGAAACAUUAAUACUUUUUGAAGAUAUUUUGCCAAAAGUCAUAUGCCAGGAAAUUUAAGCCUAAGGGUAAUUUCACAAAAAGAAACUCCUUAAAACCCCUCUAAAUUGUGAACAAGUUGACCUUUUAGUGUGUGAAGGUGCUAUUCAUACUGUCUCUGUUUACCAGGAAUAUGUUUUAGCUAUUGUAUAUUAUUGGUUGUGAAAAUAUUGUACCAGUACUUUUGUUCUGUAUGGUUCUGGACCUAGUAAGUGAUGAGGGUUGUUCAGUGAACAAUGCAACUACUGUGAAAUCUUUUAAUAUCAUAGGCAUGACUUGUUUUUGUUCAAUAAGGCCACCAGUCCUGUAUUAUGUGGGGAUAAAAUUGUUGUUUUCCAUUUACCAAGGUAUUGUUCAUUGCGAUUUAAUUUUGACACAUCAACAUGAUCCAAGAAAAUUAGUCUCCCACAAUACGAGUUCGAAUUAAAUGUUUAUUUCAUAGCAUCAUGAAUAAAGUGAAAGCAUGAUUAGAAAAUAAAGUUGUGUAAUUUAAGAGUAAUUGCUUGAAUAUGUGAGCAAUUUACUUUACAGCUAAUGUUGCAUUGUGUAUUGAAUGACACUGUACAGUUGUUCUUUAAGAAAUACUCAAAGCUGUUAACAUUACUGAAAUCCAUGUAGAAUGAAAACUUAUGGUUGAUUUAAGACAGAAAACUUACAUGUUAUCUCUUGUUAAAACAAAUUUUUUAUUUACACAUACUGUCUGUUAAGUCAGCCGGUGAUAUAAUUUUAAAACAUAUCCAAUAUUUUUUUACAAUGUAGAUACAAAAAAUGCACCCAUAUAUUUUCAACUUUUAAAUAAAAUUGAUAUAUAAAG